Molecule: messenger RNA, 429 nt
Organism: Angiostrongylus costaricensis
Lineage: Eukaryota; Metazoa; Nematoda; Chromadorea; Rhabditida; Metastrongylidae
Source: the annotation of a GenBank genome assembly
AUGAGUGAGAGCGUGGAACAUGGAACUGGUGAACAGAGAGAUUAUAUGGAGACAAUGGCCGUGGACGUGAGAGUCGAACCAAAGGGUAUCCAGGGUUCCGACGUGAUGACGACGCUAGACAUGGACGACUUUUUUGACGAGGGAAAAAGAGGUCGUGACGAAGUCCGCGGUUGUUCUGAUGGGAACCACCCACCGAUGGAGGACAAAGUGACUAACGGUUCUGAAAUAAAGGAAGCGUCCCAUGGUGGAGAAGAAAACAAAAGUCAGACGUCACAAUCCUCCAUGAAUGAUAAUAAGGAAAGGACCAAGCGAGUGUUGCGUAAACGCAAGUCUCCGCAUGGCGACCGCUCUACUCCUGUCAUUACUAAGAUGCGUCCUCGUCGAUCUGCUCGACUUAUGGAAAAGCGACUUAGAAAGGUCAACCACUAG